GAUGGCGGCGACAGUAACGGUGGGGCCCGCGGGCCGCUGCCAGUGGGACGAGGCCGUGCGCAUCGUCGUGCGCGGCCUGACCCCGGAGCAGUCGGUCACGCUGCGAGCGUCCCUGCGUGACGAGAAGGGCGUCCUCUUUCGGGCCCACGCGCGCUACCUAGCCGACGCCGGCGGCGAGCUGGACCUGACGCGCGCGCCCGCGCUGGGCGGCAGCUUCGCGGGGCUGGAGCCCAUGGGGCUGCUCUGGGCCCUGGAGCCCGAGAAGCCUUUCUGGCGGUUUCUGAAGCGGGACGUGCAGACGCCUUUCGUCGUGGAGCUGGAGGUGCUGGACGGCCACGAGCCCGACGGAGGGCGGCUCCUGGGCCGGGCGGUGCACGAGCGCGGCUUCCUUGCACCCGGGGUGCGGCGGGAGCGGGUGCGCGCGGGCCGGGUGCGCGCCACGCUCUUCCUGCCGCCAGGACCUGGACCUUUCCCAGGGAUCAUUGAUCUCUUUGGUGUUGGAGGGGGCCUGUUGGAAUAUCGAGCCAGCCUUCUGGCUGGUCAUGGCUUUGCCACAUUGGCUCUAGCUUAUUAUGACUUUGAAGAUCUCCCCAAGGAAUUCAACAGCAGAAAUAUGGACUACUUUGAAGAAGCCGUGUGCUACAUGCUUCAACACUCUCAGGUUAAAGGCCCAGGUAUUGGCCUUCUGGGCAUUUCUUUAGGGGCUGAUAUUUGUCUCUCCAUGGCCUCAUUUUUGAAGAACAUCUCAGCUACAGUUUCCAUCAAUGGAUCUGGGUUCAGUGGAAGCACAGCCAUAUGCUACAAGGACGCUUGCAUCCCACCAUUGGGCCAUGACCUGAGGAGAAUCAAGACGGCUUUCUCAGGCCUCCUGGACAUUGUGGAUGUACGAAAUGAUAUUGUAGGAGGGUAUGAAAACCCCAGCAUGAUUCCAAUAGAGAAGGCCCAGGGACCUAUCCUCUUCAUUGUUGGUCAGGAUGACCAUAACUGGAGGAGUGAAUUAUAUGCCCAAAUAGCCUCUGAACGGUUACAGGCCCAUGGAAAGAAAAAACCUCAGAUCAUCUCUUACCCUGGGACUGGGCAUUAUAUUGAGCCUCCUUACUUCCCCAUGUGCCCAGCUUCCCUGAACAGAUUACUGAAAAAGCCUGUGAUCUGGGGUGGGGAGUCCAGGGCUCAUUCUAAAGCCCAGGUAGAUGCUUGGAAGCAAAUUCUGACCUUUUUCUGCACACAUCUUGGAGAUACCCAGAAAAGAGCUUGCCCCAAAUUGUAAUGCAUUGGUCUGUUGUUGACAUGAGAUACAAGGUCAGAUUCUAGUGCUUAAUAAUCUUUUUUCUUUAAUCC
Molossus molossus (Pallas's mastiff bat) is the source of this 1338-nucleotide messenger RNA. RefSeq names its product acyl-CoA thioesterase 4 (gene ACOT4). Gene Ontology annotation, cellular component: peroxisome. The record is from RefSeq and is a predicted model, not a curated record. The coding region runs from base 2 to 1267 and encodes 421 amino acids. Gene Ontology annotation, biological process: acyl-CoA metabolic process; fatty acid metabolic process. NCBI's taxonomy places the organism in Eukaryota, Metazoa, Chordata, Mammalia, Chiroptera, Molossidae. The transcript is spliced from 3 exons. Gene Ontology annotation, molecular function: fatty acyl-CoA hydrolase activity.